AUGAUUGAAAACAUAAUGUUAAGAUCAUUGUAUGAUUCUCUUUGCAGAGUUAAAAUGCAAAAGCAUUUAUGGUUUCAUCCAUUUCAAGGAUAUUCUCAAGUAAAAUUACAAAAAAUUCUAAACGAUAAUAUAAGUAGAGAAUUACUCUUAAAUAAAGAAAAUGAAAUUUUAAUAGCAGCACAUGAGUGUGAUAAAGAAAAAUUACAAAAAUACGUUAAAGGACCAUAUGCAGAGACAAUAAUAUUGCAUUGUGUCACAAAUGGGCCUUACAAGUCCUUUAAUGAUUUGUUAUCCAUAAACAAUAUUGAGAAUGAUAUAAUGAAGGAAACUUCUAUUUCAGUUACUGAUAAGAAAGUCAUAGACAGACAUAAAAGAUGUAAAAUAAUACCUACAGUGAAGAAGAUGAAAGAGAGGCCAAAAGCAACAUUAGGAAUUCAUGUUGGUCCUUCCAUGAUAAGCUGGGCAUUUGUAAAUAACGAUUUUAGAGUAUUAAAUUGGGACUGGGAACCUUGGUGUAAUAUUAAGUCUAAAAAUGUUACCUAUAAUACGAUCAGUAUGGCAUCAAGUAUAGUUGAAAAGUUACCUGAAGCCAAUGCUUAUGUAAUUGAAGAUGUGCAAAUUCUAAAUAAAGGAAUAAAUCGGAUGAUGUUACAUCUGCAACAACAACUAAUUGUUUCUGUAAUGGCUUGUCUUAGACUAAGAGGGAGGCAGUUAUCAUCAUCUUCUGAGAGUGAUGUAUAUGUGAUGCCUUACAGUACAACAGCACGCAUGUUUAAUCUAUUAGUUGGGUCUGAAAUAGUAUCUUCCAAUUCUAUUGUGAAAAAGAUAAUAGGAAAUGCUAUUGAACCAAAUAACAAAAAAUUGUGUGUAAUUAUGGACAUAGAAAUUAAAGAGAAAUACGCACGGUUGAAUUGUGAUGAACAAGAGCAAGCAAACUUGUCUCUAUUAAGGGCCUUAUCGUUUUUACGUUUAAUUGAAAUUCAAAAUGAUUUAAUGCCAAAAGUCGAAAGAUGGAGCUAG
This is a messenger RNA of Dufourea novaeangliae, 1020 nucleotides long. RefSeq lists its product as uncharacterized. Lineage: Eukaryota; Metazoa; Arthropoda; Insecta; Hymenoptera; Halictidae. Gene Ontology annotation, biological process: transcription elongation by mitochondrial RNA polymerase; mitochondrial transcription. Bases 1 to 1020 code for a protein of 339 amino acids. Gene Ontology annotation, molecular function: DNA polymerase processivity factor activity. Gene Ontology annotation, cellular component: mitochondrial nucleoid. The record is from RefSeq and is a predicted model, not a curated record. The transcript is spliced from 6 exons.